This is a messenger RNA of Tripterygium wilfordii, 1206 nucleotides long. RefSeq lists its product as uncharacterized. The transcript has 2 exons. The coding region runs from base 1 to 1206 and encodes 401 amino acids. The record is from RefSeq and is a predicted model, not a curated record. Lineage: Eukaryota; Viridiplantae; Streptophyta; Magnoliopsida; Celastrales; Celastraceae.
AUGGCGACUUACAUGACCCCUCCUCCGGGACUUCGACGACAGGGGGAGAAUUUAGUGCGUCAUCUCCACAAGUCACUCUAUGGACUCAAACAAGCAUCAAGGCAAUGGUUUGCCAAGCUCACCAAGGCCAUUCUUGCAACUGGUUUUAUACAAUCCAAAAAUGAUUACUCACUCUUCACACGCAAGGAUGCGAAUUCAUUUACAGCUCUAUUAAUUUACGUUGAUGAUAUCUUGCUUACAGGCAACAAUAUUGAAGCUAUCAACUCCAUCAAAGCCUUUCUUCAUACUCGCUUCCGCAUCAAAGACCUUGGUGAUUUGAAGUACUUCUUAGGUAUAGAAGUUUCUCGAUCCAAGAAAGGGAUAUAUGUUUCACAACGAAAAUAUGCCCUUGAGAUUUUAAAGGAACAUGGCUUCCUGGGAGCACGACUAGUUGAGUUUCCAAUGGAGGAAAUCAAGCUAUCUGAAAAGGGUGAAUUAUUAAAAGAUCCAGAGAAGUACAGAAGACUAGUUGGUCGCUUGAUUUAUCUCACCAUCACAAGACUGGAUAUAACUUACUCGGUUCAUGUCCUUAGCCGUUUUAUACAUGAGCCGCGUCUCUCACAUAUGGACGCUGCACUCCGAGUUGUUAGUUAUCUCAAGUCCACGCCAGGCCAAGGUUUGUUAUUUCACAACAAUAAAUUGGAAUUAAUUGCUUAUUGUGAUUCGGAUUGGGCUGGUUGUCCCAUAACUCGUCGUUCAACUACAGGGUAUUGUGUAUUUCUUGAAAAUUCUUUAAUUUCUUGGGGGACGAAACGACAAAAGACUGUCUCUUUAUCUUCGGCUGAGGCAGAGUAUAGAGCCAUGGCUGGUACGUGUUGCGAAAUAACUUGGUUACGUGCAUUGUUAAGAGAUUUAUUUCUUCCUUUAUCCGGUCCAUCUGUUAUGCAUUGUGAUAACCAAGCUGCACUACAUAUAGCAGCAAAUCCGGUGUUUCAUGAGAGAACUAGGCAUAUUGAAAUUGAUUGCCAUUUUAUUCCAGAUAAAAUACUUGACGGCACUGGUACCAAAACUGUCCAUGAUUAUACCAUAGAAUUUUUUAGGCUAGUGGAUCGUAACAAUCUACAGGAGACAGAGAGACAGCAAGUGGCAAGAUAUUUGAAUGGGUUGAGGGCUUCAAUACAGGAUAAAAUUGGUCUUCAAGUAGUUCAUACCGUGGAAGAAGCUUGA